Melampsora larici-populina 98AG31 is the source of this 543-nucleotide messenger RNA. RefSeq lists its product as uncharacterized. The record is from RefSeq and is a predicted model, not a curated record. The transcript is spliced from 2 exons. Lineage: Eukaryota; Fungi; Basidiomycota; Pucciniomycetes; Pucciniales; Melampsoraceae. The coding region runs from base 1 to 543 and encodes 180 amino acids.
AUGAACUCUGCUAUCAUUAUCUUAUCUAUCUUGGUCUCCUUACAAAUUAUUCUGGGUUUACCUACUACUACCUUAAUUCAUCGAUCUGAACAAUUAGCUAGCUCUAAGCAGAUUCAUGAAAAAUGUUUUGGUCAGAUUAGUCCUACUGGUUAUCUACCUGGUUUUCUUCCUAAUAAUCUAGGAGGUGUUCAUAUUCCAUUUACUCAAGAAUUUUACUACUCUAUCAACAACAAUUACGGUUAUAGCACUUGUAACUCUUAUCCCAACAACAUUCAAUCUUUCGGUAACUGUGCUACUAUUGGUGCUUGUCAUGAGGCUUAUACUGGCUACACUAACCUUUUGAGCGGUGUUGGUAAUCUAGCUGGUGGUCUUUUGAACACUGUUGGUGGUGUGGUGGGAAAUCUCGGAAACACUGUUGGUGGUGUGGUGGGAGCUGUUGGGAACACGGUGGGAGGUGUGGUGGGAGCUGUGACUGGUUUGGUGGGAGGUGUGCUUGGUCUACUUUCGGAUAAGGAACUCAAGGAGAACACCAAGCAAGUUUAA